AUGACGGGGGCAGUGGUCCAGCAACUGACCACUGGUCAAGCUCGCGAGCCGCUGCGGGCUUUUGCUGCUCGCCUUCGCUCGCGGCUGCGGGUGCGCUGCGACAAUGCAGCAGAGCGGCUGCUGCCUGCUGCGCUGCAGGGGGGCCUUUUUGCUGCUGCCCACAAAAGGGUUCGCCGGGCGCAGCAGCGCAUUCGCCACGUCAACAGACUCACGCAGCUUGUGGGCCAAUUUGAACUGUCAGCUUCGCGGUGGUCUUUUUUGCUUUCGCGAGCCAUAUCUUGUUUGGAGCAGCUGCAGCAGCACGCCGUUGCUGCUGCUGCAGCCACGCCACCAGCAGCAGCAGCAGCAGCAGCAGCAAAAACAGCAGCAGCAGCCUCAGCAGCAACGCCGGCAGGCUCGGCCGCAGGCUGGUCUGCGGGCGGCUCUGCUGCAGUGCCCUCUGUUGCUGCUGCUGCAGCAAACGGGUUUCCUGCUGCUUACGCGCAGCUGAUCCACGCCCCGCUGCAGCUGCUGCUGCUGGGCCUCAAAGCCUGGGCAGCAGCUGUGGGGCCUGGGGCCCGCAGGCAGCAAGCAGCAGCAACGGAGCAGCAAGCAGCAGCAGCAGAGCAGCAAGCUGCAGCAAACGUGCGGCAAGCAGCAGCAAAUGGGCAGCAAACAGCAGCAGCCGAGCACGCUGCGGCAGCAGAGCAGCAAACAGCUGCAGCGGAGCAGCACGCAGCAGCAGCAAAGCAGCACGCAGGGGCAGCAGAGCAACACGCAGCGAAAGCAGAGCCGCAGACAGCAGCAGCAGAGCAGCACGGGGCAGCAGCAGAGCAGCACGCAGCGGCAGUAGAGACGCAAACAGCAGCAGCAGAGCAGCACACAGCAGCAGCAGAGCAGCAAGCAGCAGCAGACGCAAAUGGGCCCCCAGCGAAGUCCCCAGCGGGGGCCCCACAGGGGGCCUCCCCGCAGGGGCCCCCGCGGGGGGGCCCCCAGGGGGCCCCUGAGGAGGCCCUGUGGGGGCCCCCAAAAGGGGCCCCGGAGUCCCCGGGGGCCCCCGCGGGGGGCCCCCCCCGAGGGGGCCCCCCCGGCGGCAGCAGAUGA
Messenger RNA from Eimeria tenella, 1083 nucleotides. RefSeq lists its product as uncharacterized. Bases 1 to 1083 code for a protein of 360 amino acids. The transcript is spliced from 4 exons. The record is from RefSeq and is a predicted model, not a curated record. Lineage: Eukaryota; Apicomplexa; Conoidasida; Eucoccidiorida; Eimeriidae.